UUGGAUUAUGAAGAUCUUCGUAUGCUUUUAGAUUACUCUAUCCAGACGUCCUUCACUUUAAAAGUUUUUACAUUAUUGAAUGUCACAUCCAAAGUAGCCAAAGGCAAAGGCAGUUAUGUUCUUCUUUUCCUUCUAUACUUACUGAAAAAUGGCAAGGUAGAGAUUCAUAGCAAAGUUGCCUUUUGGAAGCAGUUUUAUUCUAGUGAUUGUUUGUACAUCGCAAGGAAAUAAAAACAAAAUGAAAGGUUAUAAUCUGGCAAAGAUAUUUGUGAACUGCGAUUAUUCGUGGCACAAAUCAUGAUAAAGACAAAGGAUAUAACAAUUAUAUGCCAAUGGCAAAUUUUGUAAGUAUCUUCUUCCAUUUACAAGUACGGAAAGGGCGUGUGCCGUAUCGCAUACACCAUUUAAUCGAACUAGUAUUUGGAAGGCAGAAAACGGGAGGUCCUAUGCGUAUGUUUGUCGGAAUACAAUCCUUACCACGUAUACACUGGGCCAACUCACCCAUGACCUGACUUUCGGCGAUCAGGCAUGGUGAGUAAACGUUAGACAGGCCACAUUAGAAGUGUUCAAAACAGUUUAUCUAAGCCGUGACGAGACAAAGCAUACCUAAAGGGACAGGUGCCUUAAAACAGCAUCCAGUGUCUGCAAUGUCAAUACAUGGGGCAUAUUACGGGCGAUUUGAAAGCAAUUAAGUACGGUUUCUUCAAAUUGAAGUAUUUGCUGAGUGGGUGUGAAUGGGAUUGUGUUUGGGAUGACCGGGGGUGCACAUGGAAGGCGUGUGUUUAGUCCAGGGGGUCGCGACAAGUUUACGUUUUCCGCUGAACAUGAGAUAUAAACAGCGGGGGGAGUUUGUUUGCCUGUUGACGAUCCUUACCCACCACCACCCGAUCCAUGGCUACCGCCCGGCUCAGGUGACUAACCAAACCAACCGCCUCCUUACCACCAGAUUCCCUUGCAGCGCUACAACAAAACAAUCGGUGUCGGGUGUCCCGUUGGAGUCCGGAUUGCUUUCAAACUUAAUCUGCAUGAUUUGAACGGGUAAGGGGCUUCGUAGUUAAAUUUACAGCUAUUCCAGCUGCGACAAACUUCUCCGUGAACUGCGCGAGGUUGAUCAAGUGCCGCGAAGGUCUUGCUCAUCUGCAGUCUCUACAAAACACUGCUUCACCGCGAAACGUCACUACUGGACAUGUACCUAAAGAGGACAGCAAGUAGGUGGGAGAGAGAUCAGGUAGCGAAAGGAAACACCGCAGGUGGCACAGAUUUCUGUCGUCUGAAGACGACUUGGGUACCGAUGUGCGCAUCAUCUGAUCCAUGCAGCAGCUAAUCCUGACCGAGUACAGGACCAUCAGGUGCAAUAAGGUGUUCGACCUGUCUCCGGAAUCCCGGUCGAACCGCAGACGCCGCGGCCUCGUGGGGAAGACCCGGAAAGACAAGGGACGUCAGGUGCUACAAGAGAAGAUAUUCGCCAGAACAAAGAAGAAGACAGCGAUACCUGCGGUCACCAAGUCAACACUACCGUCCAUCCCGGGACCCAGACACAGAGUACAAGUAGACGUAGAUCCAAACAGCGGCUUCAGGGCGAGAGAGGGGCCGUUCCUGCCGCAUCUGCCCCGGCCCAACAGAGCAGAGAGACAGAGUCCCAACGACUUCGAACUCCACAGCAUUGUGGAGAUUCUGAACCUGAAGAAGAAGGAACUCCACAGCCUGCCCGAACAGAAACCAGACAUGGUGAUGGCCAGGAGUCAUCGCAGCCCCCCGGCCAAAAACAUGCGGAUCCCAAAGGACCUGCCCAUGACUAUAAAGAGUUACCGUGACGGCGAGGGUGGAGACGGGACUCAAAUCCUCAGACCUCCGAGGCAAAUUGUGGUUGUGGUGCCGUCAGUAGCACUGGAGUCCCCGAGAAAAACAGUGAAGCAAACACAGCUGGUCAUGGUGGACGGCAAGGCUAGCGAACAACCUCAGGCUCCGCCCAUCCAGGGUGAGAGUUUUGGCCGGCUGACCGGCAAAUAUCUGACCCGGCGGCCUUCACAGGAGCACAGGGCCGGCCACUUCAACAACUUCCGCCAGUACCUGCAGCGCAGCAAGUCCCGCAAGGCAGCGCCUCUUGCACCUGCUCCCAUUGCUUCCACGCAGGACAAGAAGAUUCUAAACGUCAGCGGCAGGAACAACAUCCCCACGUUACCCGUCAUUCCCUCCAUCCGGUCAGACGAGAUCAAGACGGUCAUGAGCGAGAACGGGGUCGUUUUAAACGGGGACUUUCCCGCCAACUUGUCGGGCGUUUCCUCCGAGGACACGUCGAGCUCGAUACGGUCCGAGCUGGGGAAAGUGUUGUCAAACUCAUCAAGCUCUAAAUCAAGCGCGGACAACAACAAUAACAAUAGUAAUAGCAACAUCAUCCGUGUGAAAAGAAUCUCCCAUCCGCAACAGAAAAUGAGAAGGACGAAGGACAGACAAGGACGCGACUCCGGGAAUGAGAGUAGCGACAGUUUAGAAGGUUUGAAGGACGGAUCUACAACUGAGGAAAGAUCUCGUCCGAGAUGGUCGCCAGGACAGAGACGUUACGUCGUGGACAAAUCGCACAUCCACCAGCAAAUGGUGUCCAAAAACGGAUACUCUGUAGCAAGGAGAUACUUCGGAGAACAAGACAGGGAGAAAUACAGGUCCGGCUUGCCUUCGGUCCUGCAGUCCGACCAGGAUUACUUGACGAGAACAAUCAACGGGAACCCUAACAAGGGAAAGAGCGGGAACCACAUCGUGUAUGUACAGAAGACACACAGCAUCCGGCGGCGCAGAGAAAGCGGGGACAGCGCCACGGACGCACAGAUGAGAUAUCGCGAGCCCAAGCGGAUUUUGGGCCAGGUCGCAGGGCACCGUAACCAUGGUAACCCGCCGCCCAGUCCCGUUGAUACAGACUUUAAGGUGAAACCGAAACGGCAGGUUGAGUACAGUCGCCCGGAUAGCGGGGUGGCCACGCGGAACUCGGACAGUACGGCACGCACGGACAGUAGCGGCGUGCACUCAGAAGUCCGGAAACAACCCGCGAUGAAAACACCUGCCAUUUGGGACGAAACGUUCACGAUGAGAGUCACCGAGGAUGAAUCGCCCUCUAGCGAGUCCGACACGGAAUCCAUACCCAAACCCAUCACCAUGAUCAGCAUCAACCAGUCCGAACAACAGAUGCCCAACAGUCAUCAUCAUCACACAACGCCGUCAGAGACGACAGAGUUGUAUAGGGGCGGGUACGGAAGGGUUCAUCAGGACAUUGACAAUAGGAGUCUGCUCUCCGUGCCCGACACGGAAUCACUACGCGCUAACACGCCCGCGCCAAAAGUUCUCAGCGAUGCAGACGACACGGAAUCGACGUCCACAAUCUCCGUGCCAAAGAUCACCAUGACUUGUGCCACCCCCCUCCCCCCACGGGCUACUCCGUCGAUUACCCCGCCCCCCUCCGACGGACUCAGACUAUUUGUCAGUGACAUUGAGAGAGUCGGAGGGGCCAUUAAUAGAUGAAGUGUAAUGUUAGUCCAUGCGUCAAUACAAUGUGUUUUCGGUUUGCUUCAUUCUAGUACAUUACAUGUAUUUGUUAAUGUCAAUGUUUGAAUCGUUCUGAUGUGUAGGUUGUUGCUACCGUUGUUCCUGGUCAAAACUUCGACUUGACGAACCAAGACAGAUCGUUUGGAGGGAGGAAAAAUGAAUGAAAACAUUCAAAAGUGUGCAAUUGGUGUAAUGGAAAAAUUGUGAUAGCAGCACAAAAAGUUAGCAGAAGAAAAGGUUCGGAAGAAAAGAAAGCCUGGACGGCCGACGUACCGGUCUAUUUCAAAUUCUCUUAAAAGUCUCUUAAGCUGCGCUAUUAAAGCAAGCCAUUCUGGUUUAGAAUUUGGUGAGACAACAUUGUUUUAGACUAAGCUGAACCUUAUCAAAGAAAUAAAUGACAAUGCUGCAGAAAUUUUACUUUAAAAACGUUACUUCCCUCUCUUCUUCUUGGUCCAUCAACAUCGAAGGUUGAGCAAUUGUAUGAAAUCAAUAUAGGAUGUAAGAUAAGAUACCCCACAUGUGUAGAAUAAUUUAGAAGGGGUAAUUCUAAAUGGAUUACAUAGGAUAAUUGAUGCUUUCAUUGGUAAAUGUAUUUUCAUGUUUCCACUUGCUUCAAAUGAUGCAUUGAUUAAAUGUGUUACACUCUUA
Molecule: messenger RNA, 4182 nt
Organism: Branchiostoma floridae (Florida lancelet)
Lineage: Eukaryota; Metazoa; Chordata; Leptocardii; Amphioxiformes; Branchiostomatidae
Exons: 7
Coding region: 1312-3510 (732 amino acids)
Source: RefSeq, a predicted model, not a curated record